Messenger RNA from Quercus robur (English oak), 1478 nucleotides. RefSeq names its product epimerase family protein SDR39U1 homolog, chloroplastic. Lineage: Eukaryota; Viridiplantae; Streptophyta; Magnoliopsida; Fagales; Fagaceae. The coding region runs from base 108 to 1148 and encodes 346 amino acids. The record is from RefSeq and is a predicted model, not a curated record. The transcript has 13 exons.
UUAUCUUAUCGACCUCGCUUUCGAUAUUAUACACAGAAAGCACAUUACUUGAACUUUUUUAAGUCUGAGAGAGCUUCAUAGUUCAAACUUCAAAGUCAAUUUCGAUAAUGGAGCUUUGCAGAGCUACUACUUUCUCAUGGACUCACACAGUCUCUACCUCUCUUUACAUCCCUCAACCCUCCUCUAUGUGUGAGACUAAGAGAUUCAAGGUUUGGUGUGGCUCUGAUCAACCCCAGAAGAUGACUGUAUCGGUGACUGGAGCCACAGGUUUUGUUGGUAGAAGAUUGGUGCAGAGGCUGCAUGCAGAUAAUCAUUGUAUUCAUGUCCUGACACGCUCAAGAUCCAAGGCUGAGUUAAUUUUUCCGGUCAAGGACUUUCCAGGGAUAGUGAUUGCAGAGGAGCCAGGGUGGAAAGAUUGCAUUCAAGGUUCAAAUGGUGUUGUGAACUUGGCUGGAAUGCCCAUAAGUACACGAUGGUCUUCUGAGAUCAAGAAAGAGAUCAAGCAAAGCCGGAUUAGAGUCACCUCAAAGGUUGUAGAUUUAAUAAAUGAUGCACCAGAUGCAGUUCGGCCUACGGUUUUAGUUAGUGCAACCGCUGUUGGUUAUUAUGGCAGUAGCGAAACAAAAGUAUUUGAUGAAAAGAGCCCAUCAGGAAAUGAUUACUUGUCUGAGGUUUGUAGAGAAUGGGAAUCAACAGCCCUCAGAGUGAAUAAGGAUGUUAGAUUAGCACUUAUUCGCAUUGGUGUUGUUCUUGGUAAAGAUGGUGGUGCUUUAGCUAAAAUGAUCCCUCUCUUCAUGUUAUUUGCUGGUGGACCUUUGGGCUCUGGAAAACAAUGGUUUUCCUGGAUUCAUCUGGAUGACAUAGUAAACCUAAUAUAUGAAGCUCUAUCCAAUCCAUCUUAUAAAGGUGUUAUUAAUGGAACUGCGCCAAACCCAGUUAGAUUAGCUGAAAUGUGUGAGCAUUUGGGAAAAGCCAUGGGCAGGCCCUCAUGGCUGCCUGUACCUGACAUUGCACUCAAAGCAGUCCUAGGAGAAGGUGCUUGUGUGGUUUUGGAAGGGCAGCGGGUACUUCCUGCUAGGGCCAAAGAAUUGGGUUUCCCAUUCAAGUAUCCUUAUGUGAAAGAUGCACUUAAAGCAAUUCUUUCAUAAGAAAGACAACCAGGAUAUUCUUUAUUCUUUGGAUCAGAGGGUAUAAGGAUACAGCAAACAUUAAGAAAUAUGUAGUUAGAAUUUAGCGAUCAGAUCAAGUGAGAUUGAGGUCUGCACUGAAACUGAGUUGGUGUACAAUGCUCUGAAAUCGGUCUUUAUUUUCCCAUCAUAAUGUGUUAGGAAUCCUUGAGCAUAAGUUACUACUGUUUCCAAUUUAUGGUCUCUCAGUAUUUUUGUAUAUCUACCACAUUAGAGCAAGAAUUCUUUCCAAUCCUAUCUAUUUUUCAGAUACACUACCAAUCUGUACUUCUCAUAUGUUUGUAUUUGGCA